This is a messenger RNA of Seminavis robusta, 270 nucleotides long. The record is from the annotation of a GenBank genome assembly. NCBI's taxonomy places the organism in Eukaryota, Bacillariophyta, Bacillariophyceae, Naviculales, Naviculaceae.
AUGGAAAUUGAACUUCCGAUUCCCGCAGCAGGCGAUCAUACUAUUCUGCACGUUGGUUUCAAUGUUGCAGACGAGGACAAGGACAAGGACAAGGACAAGGACAAGGACAAGGACAAGGACAAGGACAAGGAAAAUAAGCUGACAAAUACCUACUACGAGACAAAACAAGCCGUCGCCGGCAUAGUCUUUGGGCAUUGCGUGAUGUUGUUUUUAAAGUUGGCUUGCACAAGCUGCCGCCAAAAGAGACUUUGGCAUUCGCAACGAAUUUAG